Messenger RNA from Porites evermanni, 3509 nucleotides. NCBI's taxonomy places the organism in Eukaryota, Metazoa, Cnidaria, Anthozoa, Scleractinia, Poritidae. The record is from the annotation of a GenBank genome assembly.
AUGAAGAUCCUGUUUGGUCUCGCCUUUGUUCUUUGCUUUUCAGUCAGUAAGUUAUUUUAGUCUUGUUCAAUCUGUUUUUUCUUGUUUAGAUUAGGAUAUAAAUGCAAAGGAAAUUUGCUCUGUACGUAGUUUCCCGCCGUUCCCUUUGCUGGCGUCCUUUAUCUUCUUUCUCGGAAUCAUGGGGUGUGGCUCGCCAUUUUGCUUCUCACUUUCUAUCCGCACAAUCCGGACAAACAUCAAUGAUUUUCACUCUUGCUUUAUAGCUUCAUUCGGAACGUAACGUUUGAUAAGAGUUUAAUAAGCCAGUGAUAUAUUAGGAAAGAAAUAAACGUGAUUGUACCCUCCAGUUUUUUGCAUUUAAGUAGAAUAAUUGAACACAUCUUUAACGGCUGUGUUGGAAAGUAUCUAGCACGGUAAUGAGCCAAAGAGAGGGCAGUGUCGGCUAGGUAGCGUAACUUUGUCGAACUUUGUGUUUGGUGUUGACGAACGUUCUUUUAGUUCUGAUUUCCAAGGAUUCUGUACGUGGUGUGAGUAUUCGUGGAUGAAUUUAACGAAAAGCACGAGUCGAAUUAAAAUGCUCUCCAAUUCUGUGAGAUUCUUUAGUCGAUUCCACAAACGCGGAAAAACCGAAAAAAGGAUGCGCAUUCCAAGAAAGCACGCGGUCAGUUCCUGUUAUUUUAGUGAUCUGAGUCACCUGAGCGCCGUCCUUACGUAAUAUAGAAAGCGUUUAUUUGAUUAUCGGUAUAAUACGAUAGCCUGACUACUAUAAUAUCCCAGACUUAAAUUGUAGUUUACUGAAUGAAUGUAAAAUUAAGGAAUUUGUAGAUCUUAUGCAAAAGAAAUAUAUCUCGUACUGGAAUCAUACCCUUCAACAUUCACAAAAACUUAACUUUUAUUACAAAAUCAAAACGAAUUAUAGCUCCCCUGCCUAGCUAGAUCUAACAAGAAAGAACCCUUCUAGGAAACCAUUGGUGAAACUGAGAAUAAGCAGUCACAAACUUAGGAUUAAAACAGGUAGUUACGACAAUAUACCACGUGAUGAAAGGCAAUUGUGACAGAAUUGAAGAUGAAACUCACUUUUUAUUAGAUUGUCCAAGUUUUUCUUCCACAAGAGAGAUGUUCUUCUCUAAACUAGAGCCUACAAUACCAUUUCUACGACUACAAUCACAUGAGACCUUAUUAUCAAACCUAUUGAAUUCUACUGACUAUUUCAAAUUUCAUUUAUAUCAUCUUGCUUUGAACUGAGAGACAAACUUGUUUCUGAAAUAAUUAAUCUAAUUAAUCCUACUGGUUGAAAAUAGGUAAUGAUUAAUAUUUAUAGAGGAGAUUACAUUGCUUCGAGGAGAUACAAAAUUUCUUCGAGUGUUGAAAAUAUAUUUCAAAGGAAAAAGCAACGGUGAUCUUUUCUCAUGUGAAGAUAACAUGUUAUUUUCAAGUGUGAAAAUAUCAUGUUUUCGCGCGAAAGCUCACUAGGUAUUUCACUGGUGUUUAUAUAGUAAUUAAAGUUAUUUUGAAUAUUUAAUUUAAAAAGGAAUCAAUAAUUAAGUUCAAGUAACUUUUGCAAUACUGUAAGGCACGGUUCAGACGCUGAUCUUUUCAUGAGCCGAAGCUAAUACAUUAAAUUAAGUACGUGAAAAGCGUUUGAAUCAAUUAGGAACGCCCGUUUCAAUUUGGAACGGCUCAGCCGUUCUUUUCGCCUAGCCCGGCCCGGAAUUUCGCCUUUAGAGAAUGGCUUUGAUUCACACGCCGAAUUUUUCAUGUAACGAACCUAAUGCAUAAAUUAUUAUAACUUAUUUUGCAAGCAGUUGACUGAAAUGAACAUUUUUCGCCUUUUGAACUUAGCUGAGCUGCAAUUAAAAUCGGCGUCUGAAUCAAUUCAGCCAGUCUAAAUAAUUUGGGUCCGCCUUAAUUCCAAUUAGGUUCGGCUUAUGAAAAGUUCGGCGUCUGAACCGGGCCUAAUACUUUGUUAUAAUCAUACAAAUAAAGCUUAUUGUUGUUGUUGCUUAAGGUGUUUCGAUACAGUUUUUCAGACGCUAUACCGAUAUUUUUCAAUCGCCUUGAAAGUAGUUUUUUCCUCGUUCGAUCGCUACAAAAUUUUCACCAGUAAUUGGAUAUGGAUUGAAAUUUGUGAAAAUGUAGUUUUCAGUAAAAUCGAUAUUACUAUGACAACAAUAAACAAAAAACUUUGAAAUUGAUAAAAGACGAAUUUUGUAUGAUCUAGACCAGCUACUGAAAAUCCAACACUAGGAACUUAAAUUUCACUAUACAUACCUUCAUGACUAGUACAUUUUAGAUUGAAUUUAUCGCAUCUUUUGAAUGUAAAACAUUAACGAUAUUCACAAUGAAAUGUACUAGUCAUUGCAUCAUUCUGACGUUACUUAAGAAUAAUUUGAGUCAUUUAUAACGUUUUUAUUAAAUAAUCUAUCACGGCUAUUGAAAAUUUAAGGUUUGAAAUAUAUUUUCGUUUUAGUCGAAUUCAAACAUACAGAAUUUUUUACUUCUUACUAAACACCAAACUUUAAGUUCCUAUUAUUGGUUUUUCAGUAGCUGGUCUAGAUCGUGCAAAAUUUGGCGUUUAUCAAUUUCAAAGUUUUUUGUUUAUUCUUGUCAUGGUAAUAUAGAUUUUAAUAAAACUUACAUUUUGACAAAUUUCAAUCUAUAGUCAAUCAUUGGAGAAAAUUUUAUAGUAAUCAGACAAGGAUUAGAUCACUUUUAAAGCGAUUGAAAAAUAUCGGUAUGGCCUCUGAAAAACUAUAUCGAAACACCUUAAAUGUUGCCACUUUCCUUUAGCAACGCAGACCAAACUGAAUUGUGUCAGUCCUCUACAAGUUUGUCCAACAUUUCGCGCGUUUUUCCAUGAGAAAUGCUUGUCUGAAGAAAUGAGGUGAUGGGCAAAGGUUCAAUAUCCAUUUAAUACCAAAUGGUUUAAGCGUCGAAAAACAAAAAUAUUGAAUUGUUACUAUGGGAUAGUUAGGUGUGUCGGCCUUCGAGAUUCAGGCUAUUAAUUCUAUUUUCAUAUUUGUUUCUUUUUUCCAGGUUAUGCCCUGAAAUGCUACCAAUGUUUCUCUGUUAAGAGCUGGCAUGACUGCCAAGACAGUAAAAUACCGGUAAUCUGUCUGGACGGUUGGGACCGUUGUGUUAAACAGAAUGUAAAAGGUGAGAUCAUCUCAGGCGAGCCGAACUCUGAACUCUUUGCCAAAGGAUGUGCCAAGUCAUCUGCAUGCAGCGCGAAGAACUGCACACGGGACAACAACGGUUGGGACCGUUGUGUUAAACAGAAUGUAAAAGGUGAGAUCAUCUCAGGCGAGCCGAACUCUGAACUCUUUGCCAAAGGAUGUGCCAAGUCAUCUGCAUGCAGCGCGAAGAACUGCACACGGGACAACGCCUCGGUGAACAUCACCAAAUGCGAACUCGACUGCUGUAAAGGAGACCUGUGCAAUGGAGCCGAAGCACCAAUGCUUAGCGCCAUCAUGCUGUUGUCAUGCGCUAUUGUAGCUUUUGCUCGAUAA